GGCAGCCACGCCCAGAUCGAGACCCUGGUGGCUGGCCAGGCGAAGCCGAAGACGGCCUUGGCCUGGCGCGGAUCCUGCUUCAGCUCCGCCGAGGUCUCGGCCAGCAGCUCCCGCCGGGGCGUGGCCUUCAGCGUGGAGCCGGGCUUCGUGGCCGUCGGGCUCAAGGCGGCGCCGGGGAGGGAGACGGACUCGUACGGCGCGCUGGACUUCGCCUUCUACUGCAUGGAGCACGGCAGGGUCCAGAUCUACGAGGCGGGGGAGAUGAAGUACACCCACCGGGGCAAGUACUCCGAAGACUCCGUGCUGGAGAUACACCUUCGAGCCCAUCCACACAGUGUGGAGUAUCUGAUUGACCGCGACGUGGUGUAUAAGAGCUUGACCACGCCCGCGGAUUCCCUGCACUUCCAGAUAUGUUUCGG
Molecule: messenger RNA, 419 nt
Organism: Prorocentrum cordatum
Lineage: Eukaryota; Dinophyceae; Prorocentrales; Prorocentraceae
Source: the annotation of a GenBank genome assembly